Neospora caninum is the source of this 1068-nucleotide messenger RNA. RefSeq lists its product as hypothetical. Gene Ontology annotation, biological process: protein folding. Gene Ontology annotation, cellular component: cytoplasm. The transcript is spliced from 4 exons. The coding region runs from base 1 to 1068 and encodes 355 amino acids. The record is from RefSeq and is a predicted model, not a curated record. Lineage: Eukaryota; Apicomplexa; Conoidasida; Eucoccidiorida; Sarcocystidae.
AUGGAAACGCCGACUCUGGACGAGGCCAUGAGCGACGCCCGCUUCGACGGCCUCUUCACGGCCGUUGCGCAGCAAGCUGGCGGGAUCGACGCCUUGUUGGGCUACUUCUUCGGGUUCCUCCAGAGAAAGACGGAUUUCUUCUCGGCAGGGAAGACACACUGCCGAGAGGCCGUGGACAGAGUCUUCGAGGAAGGCUGGAGGCGAGCGGAGGAAAAGAAGGAGAUGGAACGCAAGCACCAACGCGAGGCGGAGCAAGCGAGGAGGAAGCAGGAGGAAGCAAAGCGAAUGGCCGCGAGCGCGUCUUCGGCGUCAAGCAGCAGACCUAUCGGAGUGAACAAGAUCGAGGAGCUAACGGAGGAAGAGGAACGCGCCUUCAACCCGGACUAUAAGCCCCCAGCCUCAGCGUCUCAGGCGGGCACAGCUGCGCCGUCCGCGGAGGCCAAGCCGCACAAGAAGACAAACGAAGCUGGAAGUGGAGACGAAGAUGGAAGUGGAGACGAAGAUGGAGAGGAUAACGAACCCCCUCCUGAAGGAAAUGGCGGCAAGACAGAGAGAUACACCUGGACGCAAACGCUGGGCACCGUCGACGUGUACAUCCCCGUCCAAGAAGGGACGAAAGCCUCGCAGUGGGACGUGAAGAUCGGCGCGGGAACGCUGAAGGUUGGCAUGAGAGGUCAAACUCCUCUGAUCGACGGCAAACUGCACAUGAAGGUGAAGCCUGACGACUGCAUGUGGACCCUCGAGGACAAGAAAAUCAUUCACUUGAAUCUGGAGAAAGCAGACAGCAUGCGGUGGUGGGCUGGCGUCGUUCAAGGAGAUCCAGAAAUCGACACGAAGAAAAUCGUUCCAGAGAACUCGAAGCUGAGCGAUCUGGACGCAGAGACGCGGUCCACGGUGGAGAAGAUGAUGUACGACCAGCGCCAGAAGGCUGCGGGACUGCCGACGAGCGAUCAGCAGAGACAGGCGGAGCUCCUCGAGCGGUUCAAGCAGGCGCACCCUGAGAUGGACUUCUCGAAGGCAAACAUCAACUGGGGCAACUCGGGAUGGGGCAGCGGCGUGCCGAUGUGA